AUGGAUCAUGAGCCGGAGAAUAAUCAGCAAUCGUCUCCGGCGAUAAUACUCAAGGACAUAGCUCUUUUAGAUGAUUAUCACGUGAUGAUGACGUUGACUGCCGAGGGAGAGUUACAAUCAGUUGGGUACGAACGCUGGAGUUUGUCGAUGAAGAAUGUUCUUGGUUUCAUCGUCGAAGGUAAGCAGAUUAGAUUAAAAGCAGUGGUGAAGAGAGAUGGAGGAGGAAUCUGCUGCGGAGACUCAGAUGGAUUUUAUUUCGCCAGGAAGGACUUCGUCAUCGAGCCUCUCUAUGAAGAUGCUAAAGAUCGAUGGUGCUACAAGCUCCGUCAGUUUCUCGAAUCUCUCGGUCGGCCCAAGAGAUUGCUUGUAUUCGUGAACCCAUUUGGCGGGAAGAAAUCGGCGAGAAAGGUUUUUGCAAAGGAAGUAAAACCAUUGCUUGAAGAUGCUGAUGUUGAACUUGAUGUUCGAGAAACCAAGUAUCAGUUGCAUGCAAAGGAGAUUGCUAAGUCCAUGGAUUUAUCAAAGUACGACGGUAUUGUUUGUGUCAGCGGUGACGGUGUUCUUGUUGAGGUUGUAAAUGGGAUGCUCGAAAGAGCAGACUGGAGAAAGGCCGUGAAAUUGCCGAUUGGGAUGGUCCCUGCAGGAACUGGUAAUGGUAUGAUAAAGUCAGUGUUGGACUCGGCUGGGAUUCGAUGCUGUGCAAGAAGUGCUACUAUUUCUAUUAUCCAAGGUCAUACACGUUCUGUAGAUGUGGCAACUAUCUCACAAGGGACUACCAAAUUCUUCAGUGUCUUGAUGCUUGCUUGGGGUUUAGUGGCUGAUAUAGACAUAGAGUCAGAGAAGUUCAGAUGGAUGGGAAGUGCUCGCAUUGACUUCUAUGCUCUUCAGAGGAUAAUAUGUUUAAGACAAUACAACGGACGAGUACUAUUUCUACCAGCUCCCGGGUUUGAAAGCUGUGGCCAACCAGCCAGCAUCAGUCUAUACAAAGACCCGCCUGUUAGCGAUAAAGUGCUUGGGUACCAAGGACCUGAAACUAAAUUUGAAGAUCUUGAAUGGAGGGAACUCAAAGGUCCUUUUGUUUCAGUAUGGUUACAUAAUGUUCCCUGGGGUGCUGAGGACACUUUGGCUGCUCCUAAUGCAAAGUUUUCUGAUGGCUUCCUGGACUUGAUUGUCGUGAGAAACUGCCCUAAGCUUGCCUUGUUAUCACUUAUGACAAAGUUGAGUGAUGGAACACAUGUUCAAUCACCGUAUGUAGCGUAUCUAAAGGUGAAGGCAUUCGUGCUGGAGCCGGGUGCACGGAUAGAUGAACUAGACAAGGAAGGAAUCAUAGAUUCAGACGGAGAGGUAUUGGCAAGAGGAAGAAGAUCAUAUAAAUGUGAUCAAAAGGCUCUAAUGUCUUACGACAAGCUUCAGAUAACAGUUGAUCAAGGUUUAGCUACUCUCUUCUCUCCUGAAUAAUCCUGGUUGAUAAAAUGUCUACACAUGAGAUGAACAUUCACAUCAUAAUUCCAUAAAACCCUGAUUGAUUUUUUUUGUAAAUGUUUUUCAUUCGUGGGAGUAAUUUGUUGAUUGAUGCACAUGUACCGGUUACAUUACAGGAAAUGCGAGCAAACAGAUGUUUGUUGUUUCCUUAUACAUCAGUUCUUGAGAUUC
Eutrema salsugineum is the source of this 1653-nucleotide messenger RNA. Its product is annotated as sphingosine kinase 2. Gene Ontology annotation, biological process: sphingosine biosynthetic process. The transcript is spliced from 10 exons. Gene Ontology annotation, molecular function: kinase activity. Lineage: Eukaryota; Viridiplantae; Streptophyta; Magnoliopsida; Brassicales; Brassicaceae. Gene Ontology annotation, cellular component: cytoplasm; membrane; intracellular membrane-bounded organelle. The record is from RefSeq and is a predicted model, not a curated record. The coding region runs from base 1 to 1458 and encodes 485 amino acids.